AAAUAUCAGCUCAGUGUCCGGCGUUUCAUGUUCUGAAAUCCUCUACCUGGAAAGUGUUUUCUUCUCCGUUCCAAAUGAGACGCCUUGACGGGCAACAACUGGUGUCGAAACUGUGUCUUCUUGCGAUGCUGCUGCCACUGCUGCUGUGCUUUUUCCUAACGACAAGCCUGGUCACUGGUUACCGCAGUCCCCUGAACGACUUCCAGCGGUCGGAGGGCCGAGAGCUGGUCCCCACUUCUUGGAACUCGGCCCACGUUGUCACGUUGUUGGUCCUUAACGUGGAAGACUGCGCUGCACGGUGCUCGAUCUCACUAGACUGCAGAGCGUUCAACUACGAAACGCGGCCAACAAUCACAUGCAAACACCUGCGCUGGGUGGGAGAUGGCAGCAACGCCGAGGUUAAACGCAACGUCAACUGUGACCUUUACGAGAAGAAAGUCUAUGUUCGCAAGUGCAUCGUGGGUAAAGGCGAAGACUACCGCGGGAAGGUGUUCACUACCCGAAGCGGACUCACCUGCCAGCAAUGGUGGUCCAAGUUCCCUCACGAUCACAGGUGGACUCCUUCACCAAGCAACGGCUUGGAGCUGAACUACUGCCGAAAUCCAGACGGGGAUCGCAUCGGGCCGUGGUGCUACACCACUGACCCCGAGCGACGGUACGAAAGUUGCAGCAUCCCUCAGUGCAAAGACGACGUGUGCAUCACAUGUAACGGCGAAGAAUACAGAGGGCAGGUAGACCACACGGUAAGCGGAAGGGAGUGUCAACGGUGGGACCAGCAGUACCCUCACCAGCACAUCUACCAGCCCGAAAAGUACCCUGACAAGAGUCUGGAUGACAACUACUGCCGUAACCCGGACGCCUCGCCUGUGCCAUGGUGUUAUACAACAGACCCCAACGUGGAGCGAGAGAGCUGCGAAAUCAGGAAAUGCACUGAGGUGCGCGUGGAGAAACGUCAACGCUCCAGCUUCACCACCAACUGUUUCCGUGGCCGCGGGGAGGAUUACCGUGGCAGAGUCAACGAGACCACGUCAGGCAUCCCUUGCCAGCGCUGGGACGCGCAGUAUCCUCACGAGCAUCCCUUCUACCCCAACACAUACGAAUGCAAGGGCUUGGAGGAGAACUACUGCCGCAAUCCGGACGGCUCCGAGGCCCCCUGGUGCUUCACGUCCGUGCCAGAGAUGAGGACUGCCCUGUGCCUGCAGAUCAAGCGCUGUGCGGAUGACAUUGACGCGGAGGAUUGCUACCAUGAAAACGGAAGAAACUACCGCGGCAUGGUGCGCAAAACACGCAAGGGCAUCACCUGCCAAAAAUGGAACGUGAACACGCCUCACCUUACCAGAAUAAAUCCCAGAACGCAUCCCGAGGCCAACUUGACCGAGAACUACUGUCGUAACCCAGACGGGGACCAACACGGUCCCUGGUGCUACACCAUCGACUCCAAAACUGAGUUUGACUACUGUGCCAUCAAACAAUGUGCUGGAGAGAAAGUAUCCCUCACGGAAACAGUUGAAAAAGUUGAGUUCAGUGAGUGUGGGAAACGAGAGGCCCGCUUCCAGAGUAGCAGGUUACGCAUCGUAAAUGGCAUACCUGGGAACUCGCCAUGGACGGUUAGCCUCAGAGACAGGAAAGGAAACCAUUUUUGCGGAGGCGCCCUGGUGGACGCCAGAUGGGUCAUCAGCACCAAGCAAUGUUUCUCCUCCUGCUACGUGGAUCUGCCCGGCUACUCGGCCAUGCUGGGCACCUUGUUCCGUGAUCCACAGGAUGGCGAACCCGGCGUACAGACCAUCCCGCUCACCAAGAUCGUCUGCGGACCUUCUGAAUCUCAGCUGGUCAUGCUGCAGCUGGAAUCCCCAGUCCAGUUUAACGAGCGCAUCUCUCAGAUCUGUCUGCCUCCUGAACGCUACAUUGUGGCUGAAGGGACCAUUUGUGAGAUAGCAGGAUGGGGCGAGACCAGAGGCACCGGAGAUGAGACCGUCUUGAACGUGGCCCAUAUUCCGGUGCUCAGUAAUAAGGACUGCAACAAAUAUUUCCGAGGUCGGGUCCGGGAGAACGAGAUGUGCACCAGUUCCUUCCAGGGAGGGGUUGGAGCUUGCGAGAGAGACUACGGUGGCCCGUUGGCAUGCCAGAACCAUGACUGCUGGGUUCUGGAAGGUGUGAUCAUCCCCAUGCGGCGCUGCGGACACGCGGGCCAACCCAGCAUCUUCAUCCGGGUGUCGGUCUAUGUGGACUGGAUCAAGAAGGUCAUGGGCUUUGCUUAGGAAAGAAAAAUGGAGUAUUUGUCGUUAUGAUGUUUUCGGCUAUUUUUUUUAUGAAUGCUUACUACAUUGUGGCAAAUUUGACACUUGAAUUUUGGCUUGCAAGACAAAGCAAAAAAAAUGAAACUAAGCAACAGCUUGAUCGUUCAUCUAUCUAAGGCACACAUACAGAGUGCAAAGUUGCUAAGGUGAAUAUUGCAAGAUUGUACCAUUUGACUUGCAGUAUAAACUUGCUUAACCAUAGUAAUAAUUCGACUUGACUUUCUUGAGAUUGAGUGAAGCCUCGACUUGCUUGAUUUUUUUUUUGCCACAGUAGCUUGCUUGAAACUUGAAGGUUAAGACAUGACCUAUUUGUAAUGGAGUGUUAGUUUAACACUAAAUGUAUUGGUUUUAUUUUUGGAAUGUACAAUUAAUUAAACAUCAAAAAUAAGUGAA
This is a messenger RNA of Syngnathus typhle (broad-nosed pipefish), 2690 nucleotides long. It is a transcript of the gene mst1, whose product is annotated as macrophage stimulating 1. Bases 75 to 2258 code for a protein of 727 amino acids. The transcript is spliced from 18 exons. Gene Ontology annotation, molecular function: receptor tyrosine kinase binding; serine-type endopeptidase activity. NCBI's taxonomy places the organism in Eukaryota, Metazoa, Chordata, Actinopteri, Syngnathiformes, Syngnathidae. The record is from RefSeq and is a predicted model, not a curated record. Gene Ontology annotation, biological process: regulation of receptor signaling pathway via JAK-STAT; proteolysis.